AGAGGGGAGCCGGAUUCUUCCUCCUCCUCCUCCUCCUGGAUCUGGCAUUACCUUGAGGAGUCCGCUGCCUUCUUCUGGGGCUGCAUCCCGCCGUGUGGGUCUUCUCUCCCUCCCAGACGCCUGCUCCUCGACCCUCUCCUCCAGACCCCUUGCCAAGGCCAGGCAGGACAGGCGCUGCACCUCUGCCUGAGGCUGGCCUGCCCAGUGGAGUGGCGGCCUGCGACUUGCCUUCCUCCAUCCCUGGCACCGGAAAAGCCGCUUGCCCUGGGCAGGGGAGGACAGAGGGGGCUUUGCCAGCGCUGCUGAACUCCCCCCACCCAGGGUGUCCAAGAGACUUCUGCCAGCCACUGCGUGUGGUCCAGCGUUGUUCUUCUUAGAGGGGGAUCCGAAGGGCAGACAACUGGCCGGCUCGAAAAGGAGCCAUGAGAGCUUCUCCCUCUGAAGACAAGGGCUUUGCCGGGAAAGGGGCUUGUUAGGGUCACCUUGGUGGGGGCCCAGAGGAGCAGCAGCAGCAGCAGCAGCGAUGGACUUCCACACCCUCUCCGUGUGCUUCGUUUUGGCCCUGAAAUGGCCUUCAGCCACCUAUGGGGGCAAACUGCUGCCCCAUAUGCCAAACGUCUGCGCCGACCAAGAACUGGCCAUGGUGGGCCGGUGGUUGCCCCGGAUCCAAGGCUUCACCCGCCUGGUCCAAGUCUGGAAGCCCGGCUGUGGAGGGCAGCCCUGGUGUGUGGGCUAUGAGCGCAGGAUGUCGUAUUACGUGGAAAACAGGCAGAUGUACAGUAUGCGACAGCAGACCGUGUACCGGUGUUGUCCUGGAUGGUCUCAGCUUGGCGAAGAUGCAGGCUGCCUUUAUCCCACCUGCAAUUAUGGCGUGUGCUUCAACGGCGGGAACUGCCUGGAAGGAUCCCCCCAGGUCUGCCACUGCCCCGCCGGCUUCCAGGGGCCCUGCUGCCAGUAUGAUGUGAACGAGUGCGAAACUGGGAAUGCCGGCUGCGAGUUCCAGUGCUGUAACACCAUUGGGAGCUUCUACUGCAAGUGUCCGGAAGGGUCGAAACUGCGGGAGGAUGCGAGGACGUGCGAAGAUGCUGAUGAGUGCCAAGUUCACAACGGGGGCUGCCAGCACAGAUGUGUGAACACUCUGGGGUCCUAUUACUGUGAGUGCAAGCCAGGAUCUCGCCUUCAUACAGACGGCCGGACCUGUCUGGCCAUCAACACGUGUGCCAUCAACAACGGCGGGUGUGAACACGAUUGCGUUCAGCUCACUCUGUCGCAGCAUCAGUGCCAAUGCCGGCCCAAUUACCAGCUGAGGGGAGAUGGAAAGCAUUGCGUCCUGCGAAACCCGUGUGCCGAACGGAACGGAGGCUGCCUGCAGAAAUGCCAGAACCGCCGCGGGGUGGCCCACUGCGAGUGCCACCCUGGCUACCGACUGGCGGCGGAUAACAAAGCCUGCGAAGAUAUCAACGAGUGCGUGAUGGGGGUGGCCAUGUGUGCGCAUGGUUGCCUUAACACCCGCGGUUCCUUUAAAUGCACCUGCAACCUGGGCUACGAAUUGGGGGCUGACGGCAAGCAGUGUUACCGGAUAGAAAUGGAAAUUGUCAACAGCUGUGAAACCCACAAUGGAGGCUGUUCCCACCUUUGCCGCCACACCAGUUCUGGCCCCGUCUGCACCUGCAACUUGGGAUACCGACUGGAUUCAGAUCAGAAAACCUGCACUGAUGCAGACGAAUGUGAUGGCGGUUCUCACUGUUGCCAGCAGGACUGUUACAAUUACCCCGGGGGCUACGAGUGUGUGUGCUAUGCCGGCUACAGACUCGGCACCGACGGCUGCAGCUGCGACGAUGUGGACGAGUGCUCUUCCAAUAACGGCGGCUGUGAACACGCCUGCCAGAACCUGGUGGGGUCUUUCCAGUGCAGCUGCCAGGCGGGGUACAAACUCGACGAGGAUCGGCGGAGCUGCAGCCUGCUCGAUGAACCCGUGGAAGCUCUGGAUGGCCGGCCCCCCCUCAUCCGCCCCCUCCCACAUGUGGCAGUCCUGCGGGACGAACUCACCCAGCUCUUUGAGGAAGAGUAUGAUGAAGAAGAUGCGGAGGCAGAAGCAAGAGGCGAGCACACCCUGUCUGAGAAAUUCAUCUGCUUGGAUGACACCUUCGGCCACGACUGCACCCUGACCUGUGACGAUUGUCAGAACGGGGGCGUGUGCAACCCAGACCGGACGGGCUGCGACUGUCCAGAUGGCUGGAGCGGAAUUCUCUGCAACCAAACCUGUCCAGAAGGCGCCUUUGGGAGGAACUGCAGCUUUCUCUGCCUCUGUCAAAAUGGAGGCACCUGUGACCCAGUGACAGGAGCUUGUCGCUGUCCGCCUGGAGUCGGAGGAGAGCUUUGCGAGGACGGCUGCCCAAAAGGAUUUUUUGGGAAACAUUGCAGGAAGAAAUGUAACUGUGCCAACAGGGGGCGCUGCCACCGGAUUUAUGGAGCCUGCCUAUGCGACCCGGGCCUGUAUGGGCGAUACUGUCAUCUAGCUUGUCCAAAGUGGGCGUACGGUGCAGGCUGCUCCGAGGAGUGCCAGUGCGUGCAGCAGAACAGCCAGGAGUGUGACAAAAAGGACGGGGCGUGCCUGUGCAAACCUGGCUACCACGGCAAAAGGUGCCAAUCAAAAUGUGACCCGGGCCACUACGGGGCUAGCUGCAGGAAGAAGUGUGGAUGCCCUUCUGGGACACCUUGCGAUCACGUGACUGGAGAGUGUCGGACGGAGUGCGCCGUGGGCUACCAUGGAAAGAAUUGCAGCCAGGAAUGUCCUUCAGGGAAGUUUGGGGCGAACUGCCUGCAGCCCUGUUCCUGCAGCGAUUCGCCAUGCGACCGGUUUACCGGGCAGUGUCACUGCGUGGCCGGGAAGACGGGCGCGGAUUGCACCCGAGAUUGCCCUGAAGGUCACUGGGGACGUGGAUGCCAGGAAAUCUGCCCGGAGUGCAAAAACAACGCCCACUGUGACCCAACCACUGGAGCUUGCAUGUGCCCCCCAGGAUACACAGGCAGCCAGUGCCAAGAUGUGUGCCCUCCAGGAUGGUUUGGACAGGACUGCCAGGCGCCCUGCAACUGUGGCAACGACGGAUCCUGUCACCCGGGGACGGGGAAAUGCAGCUGUGCCCCGGGAUGGACCGGCUACCAUUGCCAACGAGCCUGCGGUGCUGGCCGCUGGGGUCCCGAUUGUGCCCACGCCUGCAACUGCAGCAGCAGCGACGGAAGCUGCAACGCCGUGACAGGGCAGUGUGUCUGUGAAGCCGGCUACACGGGGGCCCUUUGUGACCAGAAGUGCCCCGAGGGAUGGUUUGGUCCGAGCUGCCGGCACAGAUGCCAGUGUGACAACCGGGCGUCCUGCGACCACGUCAGCGGGGCCUGCACAUGCACCCCUGGCUGGAGGGGGACGUUUUGUGAGCGCCCCUGUCCAGACGGCUUCUACGGGACAGAAUGCCGAGGGACCUGCCAGUGCCUGAAUGGAGCCCGCUGUGAUCAUGUGAUUGGACGCUGCCUCUGUCCUGCUGGCUGGAUCGGCCCACACUGCAACCAGACAUGUGAAGCCCACCGCUAUGGGGAGAACUGCAGCCAAGAGUGCCACUGCGGCAACGGGGCCACCUGUGACCACGUCAAUGGACAGUGCCUCUGUGCACCUGGAUGGACGGGAGCGACCUGCCAGCAAGCGUGCCCCAGCGGCUUCUAUGGCACCAGCUGCCAGCAGCAGUGCCUCUGCCGAAACGGGGGGACGUGCGAUCCUGCGACUGGGCGCUGCACCUGCCCCGAAGGCUGGAUCGGAUUGGCCUGUGAGCUGGAGUGCGCCCAAGGAAAAUAUGGGAUUGCCUGCCAGGAGAGCUGCGGCUGCCAGAACGGAGGCCUGUGUGACGGGCAGGCUGGGCGUUGCCUUUGCCGCAGCGGCUGGACGGGCGAGAAGUGCCAGAGCCCUUGCCCCGAGGGGACGUACGGGGAGCGGUGUGAGGAGCAGUGUGACUGUGAGAACAGCGUCUCCUGCCAUCACGUCACAGGCGCCUGCAACUGCCCGCCCGGGUGGAGAGGCCAUCGCUGUGAGAAAGCCUGCCUGCCGGGUUCAUUCGGGAAGGACUGCGCCCGCGGCUGCCGUUGCGCUAGGGGCAUCUCCUGCAACCACAUCACCGGCGAGUGCGGCUGUCCGCCUGGAUUCGCGGGUCACGGCUGCGAGCAAGUCUGCCUACCGGGAACCUUUGGGCUGAACUGUGCCCGGAUUUGCCAGUGCUCGGGAGUGAACCAAGACUGCCACCCAGUGACUGGAGAGUGUAUCUGCAUGCCGGGUUACUAUGGUCCCCACUGCCGUCAGAGGUGUCCACCUGGGCGUUACGGCCCCAACUGCGAGAAGCAGUGUAAGUGCAAGAACGGAGGAAAGUGCACAAGUGCCACCGGGACGUGCCAGUGUCCAGCAGGCUACAUCGGGGCGGACUGCGGUACCAUUUGCCCAGCUGGCCGCUACGGCGUUGACUGUGCUCUGGCGUGUUCCUGUGGCGAAGGCGCCACCUGCCAUCCCGUGACGGGCGCCUGCCUGUGCCCAGCUGGAAGAACCGGCCAGAGCUGUGAGCAAGGUUGCCCGAGGAAUCGGUAUGGGGCCGGCUGUAAGCAGACAUGUGCCUGCCAGAACGGGGGGAUCUGCCUUGCAACCAACGGCACCUGUGUCUGCAGACUCGGUUGGACUGGAACAUUUUGCGAACUGGGGUGUCCGCCAGGGCGUUAUGGGGCCAACUGUCAGCUGAGCUGCGCCUGCCAGAAUAACGGGACCUGCGACCCAGUGACUGGAGCCUGCCGCUGCCAGAAGGGAAGCUACGGGAAUCAGUGUGAACACAGUUGUCCAGCUGGCUUUCAUGGAGUCGGCUGUCAAGAGCAGUGUGACUGCCAGAAUGUAGCCACUUGUGAUCCGGUGACGGGCGAAUGCCUCUGUCCUCCAGGUUUCUAUGGCAACCAGUGCCAGAAAGGCUGCGAGGAGGGGAUGUACGGGGACCAGUGCCGGCAUCGGUGCGACUGUGAAGGCGACGCUCGAUGCGAACCAGCCAGCGGACGCUGCCUCUGUCCUCCAGGGAGAACCGGAGCCAAGUGUGACGUGGACUGCCCACUGAAGAAAUAUGGCCCCGAUUGCGUGCUGACCUGUGAGUGCUCCGUGACCCAUGCAUACUGCAAUGCCCAGAAUGGACGGUGCGUUUGCCUCAAUGGAUACCUCGGGACAAUGUGUCGAGAAGGAGGCCCACCUCAGCUGCUACCCGACCCGAGGAGACAGACGGAGCAACUUGUCCCGUCUCGGACUUUCUACCGGGCUCCCUCCCGGGUGGUGCCCCCCUCUGCGAAGCACUAGUUCACGCAUUCAUCUCCUCCGAGGAAAACGUGAAAGGUCAACAAACUCUCCAGUGGCACAGAGCAGGACUGUUCUGCCAGCACGCCCACCUCUGCCCGCCCACCCCCAGACCCUCGAGAAGCCGUCAAGGGGAGUUCCGAGUCGGCGGGGUGCAGGGGUCUCCAAAAGGCACAUGUCCACCUCAAGACACGACUGCAGGGACGACGUUCCACCCUCAUCUACCGCCAGCCCGGAAGCGGUUCGCUCAGCAUAGGCCUUUGGGACCUUGGGAGGGCAGCUUGUAUGAUUGAUUCUCUUCUGAGCGGAAUCCUAAUAGUCCAAUUAUGUAUUUAUGUAAAGACAUUUAUGGGCAGAUGUUGGCUACUCCGACAGUCGCGGGGGUCUGAGUAGCUCCGUAGGGGAUCCCGGAGCCCAGCGGGUUUGUGAAGCAUUCUGGCCCUACAACUUGGAUCGGGGUGUGAAGGAGAUGCAAGUUUUUUUUUGGGGGGGGGAGCCAUUAAAAAAGGCCACGGUCCAGGAGGCAGUCUCCAUUUGGGGGGCCUCCAAGCCAAGGUGUCUGAAGCCAUAUGAGACAUUGACAGAUAUCGUUUCCGAAGAGGCGUGGCCCCCUUCGGCUCCUAAUCCUUUAUCUGACCUAAGAUGAGUAAUUUGCUCAGUACUAGAGAAGCCUGUAGGAAGUGUUUGGUGGUGGUGUGCAUACGCCGUAUUUACCCGAAUUGAAGGCACUCUGAAUCUAAAGCGCUGCCUUAAUGGAUAGAGGUUAAAUAACGUUAUGCCUGUCUUUACCCAAAAGAAAGGAGACUCUCAAUUCGAGACGACUAUAUUUAACAGGAAAGAACUUAGGGGGAAACCUCAUCCUGGAUUCGGGGAAAUACGGUAGUUGAAAUGAUCUGCAUCUUCGUUGAAAGAACGGGGUAGCUACUGACCCAUGGCCACCUAUCCCAAAGCUGUUUCCGCAGAACCAGCAUGGUGGUUUGUGUAAAUGGCCUUCUCUGAGCACGAAGGAGCUCUUCUGAACUCUACUUUCUUGGGAGCAAAGCAGCCAUAGGGCUAGGUUCGUAAGCGCUAAGUCCAUCGGGAUUGGGCAACGGAUUUCCACCCAACCCUGAUGCCGUCCGCCCAGUCAGAGAGAGGCUGCCAGAGGCAGGGCUUGUGAGGAGCCAAUCAGGUAAGCGUAUGCUAAUGUAAAACUGAUAUUCCCAUCAACUCGCUCGCAGGAUGUGGCUGUGCUUUGAACCAGAGCUAUAUAUUCUAAAGAAGAUCCGGGGUGUCAUUUGCAAACAAAAACUAUGUUUAUGAUCUAAAAAAUUAGGUCCCUAAUGUUAUAGUAUAUACAUCUUAAGUAGGGAUUCCGUACGUAUUCCUCAAAACACCUCGGAAAUGAAAAUAUGGAAUACAGAAUUACUGUACAAUAUUUGCCCGCUGUUUCUGAACUUUUAAACUGUUUUAAGGCGCUUUUUAAACAUUUGUUCUGUAGAGUCCUCUCCUGCUCCUCUUGCCUGUUCUUAGAUUGGUUACUUAGCGUCAGUGGCUGUAUUUAAUUUUAAGAGCUGCCAUCUGUUUGAGAUAGAGCAUUGACAGUGACGUUUUAACAUUGAAACCCGUUUGCUUGAGUUUGUAAGUCCUUUGAUUUAUCUUGAGCCCCUGGUGGCGCAGUGGUAAAACUGCCGCCCUGUAACCAGAAGGUUGCAAGUUCAAUCCUGACCAGGGGCUCAAGGUUGACUCAGCCUUCCAUCCUUCCGAGGUCGGUAAAAUGAGUACCCAGAAUGUUGGGGGGCAAUAUGCUAAAUCAUUGUAAACCGCUUAGAGAGCUUCCAGCUAUAGAGCGGUAUAUAAAUGUAAGUGCUAUUGCUAUUGCUAUCUUCAAGAGGUCUUAAAUCUUGUCAGGAUCAGUAAGAACAGUCCUCCAGGAUCAGGCCCAAGGCCUUUCUAGUCCAGCAUCUGUUUCACGCAGUGGCCCACCAGAUGCCCCUGAGAAGCCCACAGGCAAGAGGUAUGUGCAUGCCCUCUCUCCUGCUGUUGCUCCCUUGCAACUGGUAUAGAGAGGCAUCCUGCCUCCGAGGCUGGAGGUGGCCUAUAGCCACAAGACUAGUAGCCGUUGUUAGAUCUGUCCUCCAUGAAUUUGUCCAAGCCCCUUUUAAAGCCAUCCAAGCUGGUGGCCAUCUCCAGAUCCCACGUGGAUGGUAUCUGCAUAUAUCAUCACCAUUUUAUUGUCUCAGUCAAGGCCUUUUUGAUGGUUAUUUUAUUUGUUGUUUUAUAAGGUUUAAGGUUUUAAUUGUGUUUGAAACUGCCCAGAGAUUUUAUAUGGGGCAGUAUAUAAAUGUGAUAAAGAAAUACUGUAACUAAAAUAAUGUCAGUUUCUAUCAACCCUUGCCACAAUAACUUGCCGCUGAGGAUGGUGGGUUAUAGUUCAGCAAUAUAACAGACAAAUAUGGUUGCCUGCCACUGGGCGAAGCGAAAGUCUCUUUGGCAGUUCCAAACUGUAAUCCUCGUCGUGUUGGUCUUGUAGAUCCUUUGUUGUCUUAAGAACUAUAGGAUAAGCCAAAUGCGUUUCUACGCUUGAUCGUCGUCAGUGGCUUCCCAACUAUUACAAAAUCCAUAUACAAAAUUAUGAGAAGGACUCUAAAUGGGUCCCUCUGGAGGAGAGAAGGUUCAUGGAGAUUCUUAUGAUGUUUAGCGUAUUGGAUGGAAACUCAUUACUUAACAUCUCCUCAUGUGGGAGCUGGGAUUGAUUGAUUGGUUAUUUUAUUUUAUUUUAUUAGAUUUCUAUACCGCCCUUCCAAAAACGGCUCAGGGAGAAAUAAUUAAAUGAUGGAUCCCUGUCCCCAAAGGGCUUACACGGAGAAAUAAUUAAAUAAAUUAGAUGGAUCCCUGUCCCCAAAGGGCUCACAAGUGCCGUCAGGUCGGUGUCAACUCUUAGCGACCACAUAGAUAGAUGAUCUCCAGGAUGAUCUGUCUUCAGCUUGGCCUUCUUUCGUUGCUGUUAGUAUUACUGGAAAAUAAAUUACACGCCAGACCGCCAGGAGAGGGAUAGAGGGACCCUUCUCAUAAUUUUGUAUAUCAACAAACAAUUAGGAAGUCACUGAUUCAGACCAAGAGCUGGAACGCGUUUGGCUUUUCCUACGAGUCUUGAAAGAGCAACAGUUCUGCAGGACCAGUAAGAGUGAGUCUACUGGAGGUUCCAAAGACUGGAUCUUGGCCCGUAAUUCUGUAUUAUGUAUCUGUGAAUUAGACUAUCAGACUUUAUCUUUUGGUUUUUGAAGCUCUUUUGAAUUAUAUACUACAACAUUGUGUGGUCUUGUGGUUGCAAGCAGGCAUUGCCCCCCUUGGCUAAGCAGGGCCUACCCUGGUUUGCAUUUGGAUGGGAGACUACAUGUGUGAGCGCCGGAAGAUAUAACCCUCAAAUUCCCUCCCUGGCAGCAUCUCCAAGAUAAGGGCUGAGAGAGACUCCUGCCUGCAACCUUGGAGAAGCUGCUGCCAGUCAGUGAGUAAACAGUACUCAGCUAGAUGGACCAAAGGUCUGACUCAGAAUAGGGCAGCUUCCUAUUUUCCAAUCAAGGUUCCAAUAAUAAACAUAGGAUUUGGUUGCAGGGGGCGCAACUAGGGGAGUUGUGGUUCAACACCAGUGGGAGGGCCAAGCUCGACCAUCUUCCCUGUACUAAUCCCAGCCGCGGCAACCUCUGUGUCCUCCGAUGUGUCCCUGAUUCUCCAGUGUGCAUAGCAUAGCAGUUACCUAGUGUGAGAGGCAGGAGGUGAAACAGAGAAAGAGUCCAAAGAAAUAGUGGCUCUGUGUGAAUAGUGUUAUACAAAGAAUUUUUUUUAAAAAAUAAUAAUCAAUUUUGCAGAGUCUGUUGCAGGGCUGCUCAACUUCUGCCCUCCUGAAGAUGGUGGCCUAUAACUCCCACAAUCCCUGGCCCCUGUGGCUGGGGAUGAUGGGAGUUGUAGUCAACCACAUUUAGGAAUGCCCAUUACAGGGAACACCGAUGGAUUGGGACCAUAGCAUUGCGCUGUUUUGCUGCACCAUCCCCAGUGUUUCGGUAACAGACGAAUAACUUGCACACAACUUUCCAAAAUAUCUUGCCUUACUUGUAAGUUUCCUCCUUGCCAAAGGGAGUCACGAUGUUCCUUUUAAAAAAAAAAAUGUAUAAAGAGGUAUUUAUGUACAGUUUGAUAUUCUAUACUCUGAUGGCGUGCGCUGCAGACUUAAUGGAAUGGACCCGAGUUGUGUUUUUCAAAAUGAUAAUAAUAAAGGGGCUGUGUUCACAUUCGUAAA
This is a messenger RNA of Hemicordylus capensis (graceful crag lizard), 9635 nucleotides long. RefSeq names its product multiple EGF like domains 6 (gene MEGF6). The coding region runs from base 524 to 5362 and encodes 1612 amino acids. The transcript has 39 exons. The record is from RefSeq and is a predicted model, not a curated record. NCBI's taxonomy places the organism in Eukaryota, Metazoa, Chordata, Lepidosauria, Squamata, Cordylidae. Gene Ontology annotation, molecular function: protein binding; calcium ion binding.